UCUCUCUGUCUCCUCUCUCUCUCCCAUCUCCCAGAGGAACACCAUUCAGCUGCCUCCCAAGAACUUGCCCAUGCGUUUCGACGGACCAAUAAUCUCGGGUCUUGAUCCUAGCAUGGAAGGUGUUUCGCUGAAGGAUGGGUUGUUUAAAUGUACCAUUAGGGGAGUGUACUUCUUUACCUAUCAUCUGUCUGCUAAGAACCUGGUCUGUCUUAGCCUGAAGAAGGGGACAGAGACCAAGGUGGGGUUCUGUGAUUCGUCGAGUGGUUUCCUGGUGACGUCUGGGUCGGUGGUGCUGGAUCUGAUCGAGGGAGACGUGGUGUCACUACAGCCCACCGAUAACAACGCCAUCAUCACUAAAGACGAACGAGCCGACAACACCUUCACCGGCUUCCUGAUCUUGCCAACCACAUGAAACCACACAGAACCACACAGAACCACACGGAACCACACAGAACCACACAGAACCACAUGAAACCACACAGAACCACACAGAACCACACGGAACCACACAGAACCACAUGAAACCACACAGAACCACACAGAACCACACGGAACCACACAGAACCACACAGAACCACAUGAAACCACACAGAACCACACAGAACCACACGGAACCACACAGAACCACACGGAACCACAUGAAACCACACAGAACCACAUGAAACCACACAGAACCACACGGAACCACACGGAACCACACAGAACCACACGGAACCACACUGAACCACAUUGAACCACAUUGAACCAGCUCAAACCAGAUUCAACCAGAUCUAAUCUCGGUUACCCAGAAGUAAAAUUUUCGUGAAAGUUUGUCACUUCCUGUUUUACUUCAAUUUUGAAUUUGUAGGUGUGGUAUCUAGCGGAAACCUUUUAUCAUCCGCACACGGGUUUGAAAUCUCAGCCACAGUUUAUUAAGCACCGCUUUCUCCCAAUCCUGAUUCUUUCAAAUAAUCGAUGAUGAAAACCCCACACCAGGAACUACUGCUGCUCGUAAUCACAUAAUUCUCGUGAGCCUUGACAGAUUGUUGCCGUUUUACACGCAGAAUCUGUCCACGAGAGAUUAAACCAGAUCACACCUGCUGAAACCAGCUUCCUGCUCUUCCACACCACAUAAAAUACAUAUCAUAGCCACAUCAUUCUGCUCUAGAAGCAUCUGCAGAACAACCAACCAUCUCUGUGUCUGUUUCUGCCUCCAUGUCUAUACUGCUGCUGCUUGCUGAGACGGUUCAUCAAUCAAUCAUUCACUCAAUCAAUCAUUCAAUCAAUCAAUCAAUCAAUCAUUCAAUCAUUCACUCAAUCAAUCAAUCAAUCAUUCAAUCAAUCAUUCACUCAAUCAAUCAUUCAAUCAAUCAAUCAAUCAUUCAAUCAAUCAUUCAUCAAUCAAUCAAUCAAUCAAUCAAUCAUUCAAUCAAUCAAUCAUUCAAUCAAUCAAUCAAUCAAUCAAUCAUUCAAUCAAUCAAUCAUUCACUCAAUCAAUCAAUCAAUCAAUCAAUCAAUUAAUUUUCCCAGGUCGUUGUUGUAAAUGAGAACAUAUUCUCAGUCAACUCACCUGGUAAAAUAAGGAAUACAUUUCAUAUAAAUCAAAUAAUUAAUCAUGUAUUACAUCUGCUGAGCUGCCUACCAAAACUAAAAGAUACCAUUUUGGAAAUGAAUUUUCAAUCAAUAAAAUUAUUUGUUACCA
Salmo salar (Atlantic salmon) is the source of this 1681-nucleotide messenger RNA. RefSeq names its product complement C1q B chain (gene c1qb). NCBI's taxonomy places the organism in Eukaryota, Metazoa, Chordata, Actinopteri, Salmoniformes, Salmonidae. The record is from RefSeq and is marked provisional. Gene Ontology annotation, molecular function: protein binding.